Messenger RNA from Symbiodinium necroappetens, 555 nucleotides. Lineage: Eukaryota; Dinophyceae; Suessiales; Symbiodiniaceae. The record is from the annotation of a GenBank genome assembly.
AUGACCAGACACUGGCAAGACACGCUACAUGCUGCUGUCACAGCUGGCGCACAGAAGGUGACGCUGGACGAUGCACAGACGACGCAGCUUUCGGACCUGCUGAUCCAGGAGACCCGCGAAACAAGGAAGGCUGCGUUGCUCCUGGCCAAGCUCAGAAACGUGCCGAGAUGGUGUGCUGGCACAGAGCAGGGAGGUUCUUCAAGACCAGCAGAACGCGCCAGUCGCCACAUGGUCGAGUGGAUCCAGCAAUUUGGGGGACAAGAUGAUUGCGCUGGACAAACUGGGGAUGUCUUGUCGACAAACAUCCAGAAAGUCUCCAACGAGUCGCACGUGGGCUCCAGAAGCACCAGUCGCAGUGGCUCACGGAGCAUGGCAGCCUCAAAUUCCCACGUGGCCAACAUUAUCCCAAUGGUACUGGUACGCGAAAUGCGAAGCAACAUCCUGCCCAACACUCUGGCGGAGGAGGCGGAGACGGAUUCAGUGGGAGCCUCUCCAACAUUGGCCACACCGUCUCGGAGAGCAAAGAUGCCCUGGACCAGAUGUGGAGCUGGAUGA